GCAUUUGCCGCGAUUUCCAAAAUAUAACCCCCGCCUGCCUGCCUGCGCACGGCGAAGCCGAUCCCGCUAACAAUUUUGGCUAUGAAAAUUUGAAUCCAUCAUCUUCUUACAAUCCAAUCUCCUCCCCGAUAACCUAUUUUUCAAAACCCUCGCAGCAGCAGCAGCUUCACCAACUCAACUCCACCUCACCUAGGGUUUCGUCGAUCUCGUUUCUCAUUCGCGACUAUCUGUUUUUAUGUUUGUGCUUUUCGUCUGUGAUUCGUGAAUGGAGAUAGAAACCCAAACCCUAGAAGCCAAAGAGCAGCAAGACAACACGGCUGCCGAUGCGGUACAAUUGCAGAAGUUGACGGAUAAGGAGAUAGAGAAAGGAAUAGAGGAUACGGAAGCUGAAACAGAUAAGAAAGAUGAGAACGAAGGGGAGGGUGCUGACAUAUUAGAAGUAAAGGAGGAAACUGAAGGGAAAGAGGAAGGAAUUACAGUCAAAAGAGGCGGUAAAGGGAGAUCUAAGAAUUCGAGUAAGUCAUCAGCCUUAGAGAAGGUUGAGGAUGAGACCUUGAAAGAGCCAGUUACGCCACAUGAAAGGCCGACACGAGAAAGGAAGACAGUCCAACGUUUUUCAGUACCCCAAUCUGCAAGAAGUGUGACCAAGGUGGUUUCAAUUGAGAAGGGUAAAGGCACGCCACUUAAAGAUAUACCAAAUGUGGCUUACAAGUUGUCCAAGAGAAAGCCAGAUGAUAAUUUGCAGAUUCUUCACUCUGUCCUUUUUGGGAAGAAAACAAAGACACACACAUUAAAGAAAAACAUUGGCCAGUUUUCUGGUUUUGUGUGGAUUGAAAAUGAGGAAAAGCAAAAGGGUAAAGUUAAGGAGAGACUUGAUAAAUGUGUCAAGGAGAAGCUAUUGGAUUUCUGCGAUGUCCUGAACAUUCCAAUUAACAAGACUUCUGCAAAGAAAGAGGAAGUUUCAAUAAAGUUAUUGGAAUUUUUGGAGUCUCCCUAUGCUACCACAGAUACCCUGCUUGCAGAGAAGGAACAGAAAAGCAAAAAGCGAAAGGCAAAGGGUACGAAAUCUCGAGAACGGCUUCCCAAGAAGACAAAGGUAACUGAAACUGGUGAUAAGGAUGAACAAAUGUCUGAAGCAGAAAAAGAUGGAGAUGAUGAAGAUGAAGCUGUGCCUUCAGAUAACAGUUCUGAUUCUGAAGGUGAUGCUGAGAAGAAUCAGGAGCAAGAAAGUGAUGAUGUGAGUAAGUCAGAAGGCAAGGAAGAAGGAUCUGAAGAAGACGAUGAAGUAGAUGAAAAGCCUGAAAAGGAACUGUCAUCUGAGAAAAAAACAACUAAAAAGACUUUGAAAGAGCCUGAGAGUAAAGCAAGUGGCAAACCCAAACCUGCCAAGGAGGAUAAGUCUUCAAAAUCCCCGAGAAAAUCUACUAAAAAGAAGCAUGCAAGUGAUGAUGAGGAAGCUUCCGGAUCAGCUUCAAAACUAAAGGUUGUCUCAGCAAAUAAGAGGAACAAAGUUGACAAGGAAGACACAAAAUCCUCAGUGAAGGAGAAAGGCACAAGAAACACGAAGCAAUCAAAAAAGGUGUUGACAAAGGAUCAAGGAAAAGGAAAAGCUGGGAAGAAAUCAAAGCUAGAGCCGAUGAAAGAAGAGAUACAUUCAGCGGUUGAAGAGAUUUUGAAAGAAGUGGACUUCAAUACUGCAACUUUGUCAGAUAUUAUCAAAUUACUAGGCAAACAGUUUGGGGUAGAUCUAACGCAUAGAAAAGCGGAAGUUAAGGAGAUAAUUACAGAAGUUAUAAACAAUAUGUCCGGUGAUGAGGAAGAAGAAGAAGAAGAUGGUGAUGAUGACGACGACGACGAUGGUGGAGAUAGCAACUAACCUCUAUCUUUGUUAAUGGCUGAUGCAGUUUAACCUUUGUAAGUGAAUGGAUGAUGAUGUUGAGCUCUAGGUUUGCUUUUUUAAUUAGGAAUUGAAGAUUAGAUUAAGCUGCUCCUCCUAUAUGUUAGUCUUCAUGUUUUACUUUAAUUAUUAUUGUAUUGGUUUGUUUUAGUUUUUAUAUUUUACAUAUUUUUGGGUAUAGAGUGUAAUCUUUUUUAGUUGGAGUUUUCUUUUUUCAUUAUACAUAUAUGGUGGAUUUUCAUGAAUUUUAAGAUAAGAUGAUAGAGUAACUCUUUUGUAUGAAUAAUCAAUGAUUUAGUUUUAAUAUUAUGUUUAUUCAGAUUGUUUCUAUUUU
Impatiens glandulifera is the source of this 2231-nucleotide messenger RNA. Its product is annotated as DEK domain-containing chromatin-associated protein 1-like. The transcript has 12 exons. Gene Ontology annotation, molecular function: DNA binding; histone binding. Lineage: Eukaryota; Viridiplantae; Streptophyta; Magnoliopsida; Ericales; Balsaminaceae. Gene Ontology annotation, biological process: regulation of double-strand break repair; chromatin organization. The coding region runs from base 266 to 1876 and encodes 536 amino acids. Gene Ontology annotation, cellular component: nucleus. The record is from RefSeq and is a predicted model, not a curated record.